AUGUCGUCUGAAGAUGUAACGAUGAUGGGUGAUGAUUUGUCAUCCUCAGCAUCAACUGAAAGUUUAUCAUCCUUGUUCUCCUCAUCAUUACUUGCAUGUUCAUCUUCAACGACUAAUUCAAGAAAACCUAGUGUCAGUACAACAACAUCGAAUAAACGCCGAUUAAUUUUAUUUACAUUUCCUUCAGGUCAUAACUUGGUGCAUCAUCGACGUAAAACAACUUCUUCAAUACCACAAUCAUCAUCCUUUUUCAUACCUGAAUCUUACACAAAUGAUUAUUGUAAUAAAGCUCGAUUGUUGUUGUACGAUAGUAACGAUCCCAAAUAUCAACUGAAUCAAUCAGGACACAUACGAUCUGAAGGAAGAAUCUUGGUUUGGUCGUCAGAUAUUCAACUAAAAUUGUUAUUCAAUAGUCAAAAACUUCACAUGGAUGGCACAUUUAGUACAUCACCACCACUCUUUGAACAAGUAUUUAUUAUUCAAGCAUUUCUUCAGAGUUCAUGUGUGCCGGUGUUAUGCGCACUGUUACCCGAUCGAAAAGCAUCAACAUAUAUUCAUCUAUUUACUAUUCUAUUCGAUCAUGCCAAACAAUUGAAUAAAAAGUUCGAUCCUAAAAUAAUUAUGACAGACUCUGAACCUGGUCUUACAAGAGCAAUUAGUCUUGAGUUUAUUUUAACAUUAUUUGGCAACCUUGGAGAUGAUUUAAGUCAAUCUGAACUCGAUGAAUUAGCUCCGUUGUUCAAGUACUUUACCAAAUACUGUUUACAACGUACUUCUAUGUGGAAUGUAUUUGAUAUACCUGAUAAAACAAAUAACUUCAGUGAACGUAUGUUAAAAUAG
Rotaria sp. Silwood2 is the source of this 840-nucleotide messenger RNA. Lineage: Eukaryota; Metazoa; Rotifera; Eurotatoria; Philodinida; Philodinidae. The record is from the annotation of a GenBank genome assembly.